This is a messenger RNA of Plasmodium adleri (nom. inval.), 831 nucleotides long. RefSeq names its product conserved protein, unknown function. Lineage: Eukaryota; Apicomplexa; Aconoidasida; Haemosporida; Plasmodiidae. The record is from RefSeq and is a predicted model, not a curated record. The transcript has a single exon. The coding region runs from base 1 to 831 and encodes 276 amino acids.
AUGGUUCCCUUUAUGCUUUUAUUAAUUUAUAUAUAUAUAUAUAUUUUUUUGAAUAAUAUACAACAUAUGUGCUGCAUAAAACAUAUGUAUAGAAGCAAGAAUAUUAUAUUUUAUGGUAGAUGUAAAUCUUUAUUUUUAAAUAAUAAUAGAACAUUAUUUUUAAAUAAAAGAAGAAAUAUAAUAAUAAAUUCAAAGAAAGAUAUCGAAUUAAAUAAUUUAAACAUGGAUUUUUGUGAGGUCGAUUUAGAUGAAUUUUGUCAUAAACAAUUUGAUGAAAAAAAUAAAUCCUGUUCAUAUAUACCAUAUGAUAAAGAAAAAUUUAUUAUUAAAGUAAAUGAAUUAAUAAAAGAAAGAAAGAUAAAAGUAUUACCUGGAUAUGCAGAAUUUUGUAAACAUAUAUUUAUAGAAAACUUUACAGAUGCAACUAUAGAAACAAUGGAAAUAAAUAAUAAGAAUAGAGAUUUAAUUAAAACAGAUUAUAUAUCUAGAAGAGAUAAUGAAUUACCUGUAUUAGUUCGUUGGUUAUGUAAAAAAGAUAUAAAAGAUCAAAUAAUGAAAGCUAAAUAUCUAGAUCUUAUUUUAUAUUCUAAAGAUCAAAUAGAUAAAGAAAAUAAAGAAAUGAAAAAUAAACCAAAAAAUAUUUCCAAUUGUGAUUAUUCAAUUAUAUGUAUCAAAGCUCAAAAUGAAGAUUAUGAAUUACCUAUGACUCCAAUCACUAUGUUAAGAAAUACAUUAAUAACAGAAGGAGGAAGUGGAGUUCAUUUAAAUCGAGAAAAAUAUUUAGACUCAGUCAAAUACUGGCGUCACCAUGUAUCCAUAAUAGACAAUUAA